This is a messenger RNA of Caenorhabditis bovis, 1242 nucleotides long. The record is from the annotation of a GenBank genome assembly. Lineage: Eukaryota; Metazoa; Nematoda; Chromadorea; Rhabditida; Rhabditidae.
AUGAUUGCUAAAAUCCUGGCAAAACGAAAUGUUUGGGCGGUAUGCGACAAAACUCAAUAUCCACUUUAUUACAUGCUCCUCAUCUUGGGUUUAAAUCAAUCAAUUCGCCCUAACAAUCCAAACCUUUUUCGUUGCUACAGCUGGUUUGUGUUUUUUCUUUUGGUUUUCACAACUGGUCGCAAAUUUCACCAAAUUGGUGUAAAACCAAAUGGAGAUCGUGAAACCAUUGAAGAGUUUUUUGGAAAUCCGAGGUCUUUGAUCACUCUCUGCAAUGCGUUGCUAUUGUUGAGUGGUUUGCUCGCAUCCAGCUUACUUUAUAAUCUUGGGGGAAAACGUCUUGGACCUUUAAAGUCAUUGUGUGAAAUGACGCUAAUUAAUCGUUCAAAGGAACAUACUAAACGCCAUUUUGCGUUUAACAUAUUUUUAGCUAUGUUCACCGGAUCAUUGGCGCUCAUCAUGGCGGCAACUUAUGCUUUGAGUAAAUGGGGAUAUCUUGUGUAUAUCAUCGGAACCCCAAAUUUGUCUUCUGAAACAAUAUUUUGCGUUGUUUUGGACUCUUACGCGCUUUUUAUCUCGAGAUGCGCCAUAUCGGCAGCUGCAAUUUUAUUUUAUCAACAUUGCUCGGUAAUCCGUAGAAGCAUCAAACAUUUGAUCAACGAAAUGGUUCCCGAUGAGCAAGAAGAAUGUCCACUGCCAGAAUCAGCGAUGCAAAAAAUUCAUGAGUGUCAAAAAACGUAUCAGAAAAUCGCAAAUGGUAAAGCAGUGAUUGAAGAAUACUAUUCUUUAGCAUUAUUUUACGCAUAUGGGGUUUGCAUCCCAAUCUUCUGUUUUUUACUGUUUGUUGCAAUGAGCGCCAAAACGAUCUGCUGGUCUGAGACUUUGUCGAUUAGCAUUUGGAUUAUCAAUGCAGUGGUUGUGCUUCUUCUUUUCAGUAUUCCAGCAUUCAAAAUCCAUGAAGAUGGGGAUCGCCUACUCACAACAUCAUUUCGCAUGUAUCACGAAACAUUUCAUGAGGAACGCGAUCUUACUGUACUCGCCCAAAUAACUUUCUUCGUGUUUCAAGUUCAUUCGACCAGAUUAACUUUGUCAGCAUGCAAUUAUUUCUAUAUGAAUCGCAGUAUUCUGUUGAGUCUGUUCUCCUCAAUCCUGACCUACUUCUUAAUAUUGUGGGAGUUUGAUGUGAAGAACAAGGAGGAUAUCAAUUUGAAGAAUAUAACAAGUCAUUUUCGAUUCAAAGUUUGA